Molecule: messenger RNA, 2403 nt
Organism: Suillus plorans
Lineage: Eukaryota; Fungi; Basidiomycota; Agaricomycetes; Boletales; Suillaceae
Exons: 13
Coding region: 1-2403 (800 amino acids)
Source: RefSeq, a predicted model, not a curated record
AUGACGACGCCAAUGAUGCUGGACGAUAUCAAAAUCGAAUAUCAUCCACAUAGCAGGAUACCUUCAACCGUUCAUCCGUUUUCCGAUUUUUCUCGCCGCCGUCCUACAGAGGAUACAAUGCCUCGUAACGCCUCUCCGUGGGAACCAUUCCGCACAUGGCUCGACUUCGAGGUCGCAGAGAUUGCGCUUGCUGCAGCGAUGACGAAAGACCAGACCAACAGGCUUUUUGAGCUCAUGAUUUACACCUAUAGUCGGUUCGCACCGCAUUUCGUGUUUGAUGCUCAGCGCCUCUAUAAAUUUAACGGAGCACGUUUUGUGCGAUUCAUAGACGAGCCCUGGACUGCUAAUGCUUUCUGGGAUGCACAAUUACAGUCGCGCCUUCCACCCGAUGCUAAGCCGCUUGCGUUCAUCCUGUAUGCCGACAAGGCCAAACUAUCUUCUUUCGGAACCGAGAAGGGCUACCCAAUUGUUGUGUGGAUUGCAAAUUUGCCUGUUGAGAUUCGCAAUGGUACGGGUGUAGGUGGUGGACGAGUUGUUGGUUGGUUGCCGAUUGUUAAAGAAGAUCCAAAACAUAGCAAAAAGAAAAGUUUUGUGAACUUCAAGAAUGCAGUCUGGCACGAGUCAUUCCUCAAGCUACUCGAGGCAGUCAUAGUACACUCGAAGAGUGGAUAUUGGUUUGAAUGUUGGGACCACGUACAACACCUUCUUUGGCCUUUAAUACUGAUUCUAAGCGCCGAUUAUGAGGAACAGUGUGUUAUGUCCUUAAUUCGGGGACUUAAAGGUAAAUUUCCGUGUCCGGUUUGCUUGGUUCCUCAAGAACAGCAAUCGGUAUUGUCGGACACACAUCCGUUACGCACAAGUACUCAGUCUCUCGACAUUCUCAAUGCGGCAAGAUCAACAUCGACAGAAAAGGAAAAGGAGAAACAUCUCAAGGCCACAAAUUUACUUCUAGCUUCACAGAAUUGUUUUUGGAAGGUUUCUCACUGCGACGUUCACCGAGCACUUUCAUUUGACCGCCUGCAUUCCAAUAAUGCUGGGAUGUGGGGCGAUCAUCUGUGGUCGGAGCUCCAGUUCUGGCUUAAAGAUUUGGGACGAGAAGCUGUUGUUAAGAUUGAUGCGAAUUUUGAUGCUCUCCCAAGGUGGCGCGACCUCAGGCACUUCUCGCAGGUGGUGGGGGUUGAUUUCAAUGAUGGCUCAGCUCACAAAGACAUAUCGAAGAUGAUCAUCUUUACAGUGCAGAAUGUCCUCAGCCGAACUAAUAGUGAACUCGGUUAUCUACUUCUACGCUGCAUACGUUGCUAUGUCGACCUCGACAUAUAUGCAGCACUACAGGUUCACACCGAAGAUACCAUUGCAGCUGGAAGAGAUGCCUUGUCUCGAUUCUCAAUGCUCAUGGAUCCUGAAACCGGAAAGAGUUGGAAUUUUCCGAAGAAGCAUUUGCUUACGCAUUUGUUUGACGAUAUCCUUGCGAAAGGUGUCACACGGAAUUAUAACACAAAGGUGAAUGAAAAAAUGCAUGGCCCACUAAGAGCUAUCUACCUCCGGCGGACAAAUUUCAAAGAUGUCGCUCCCCAGAUCCUCCGCUACGACCACUGGCAACUUACAUCAACUUCUAUCCAUGAUGAGAUCGAUGACCUAGACGCGUAUACUGACAACUUGAAAGCUGCUAUAGAGCCUGAGGCAACCAAGAAUCCUGAAGAUGUUGUAAAUGCAGCAGCACGUGUACAGUUGGGUGCGAGGCAGGGCGAUUUCUCCUUUUCAGACAUCGAGCAAUCACAUGCCACAGACAGGGCAUUUUUUGGUUUUCGAAUCAAGUUGAACAAAUUUUUCAACGACUUGCUGCCGAACGAUGCAAUUCCCUUGCCAAACGAGACAUGCAGCAGAUUUCAAGCUUGUGACCAGAUCACGGAAUUUCGAUACCUCCGGGUGAAUUAUGAGUCGAUGGUUGACUGGCGUCUGCAACGAGACCUCCUUCGAUGUAACCCGAAAUUCUUUGGGUCACCAAGAUAUGACUGCAUCAUCAUAAAGACUGAACACCAGCCAUUUUUCGCACGUCUUAUCUACAUGUUCCGCUGCAAAGUUGGGGGGACUGAACUUUCUCUUGCCCUGAUCCAUCCUUACGACAUUGGUAUUGGUGUUCGCCGCAGACAAGACUUAGAUUUGGGGCUCUGGCGGGUGCGAGCGAAACCUCGGUCAUCUUCUGAAUUCAUCUUUGUCGAGUCCAUCAUUCGUGGCGUUGCACUCGCCAGUGACCCUGAAGCAGUCAAUGAUUACUUCGUCAUGGAUACCAUUGAUACAGACAUGUUCCUCCGCAUGAAGGCACUUCAAAAACAACAAUACUGUGAGGAACAAAUGAUGCUCCAGACUGUAUCUGCAAAUGUUGUGAGGUCGCGCGUUGCCUAG